AUGUUGACUGCCACCCGAAACGAGCGAAUUGACAAUUACAGCCCGAAAGACAAUUCGCAGCUAGCGGGAAAGAUGCCCACCGAAUGCCACAACGUCGGAGCUGUCGAUCAACGUAUCACGCGCUACGAUCGGGUCAAACCAGUCGGAAUGGCACGUGGAAGAAGAGACAACGUACGUGCCAAGUGCGGACCAAAACCACCAAGGAAUGACCUACAGAAAGAGACAUAA
Molecule: messenger RNA, 228 nt
Organism: Echinostoma caproni
Lineage: Eukaryota; Metazoa; Platyhelminthes; Trematoda; Plagiorchiida; Echinostomatidae
Source: the annotation of a GenBank genome assembly